AUGCAAUUUAUUCGCCCAUUCGAUGAAGACCAGGCCGUCGACACUGGUUUCCCAAAAUACCGCGCUCAGAUUCUCUCUCAUCUAGAGAGCGGAAUUAUCAUUGCCAGCCAUAUUGGCGGAGGAGGCUGCGGGCCAGGCCUACACUACCACCACAGUGAUCAGUUCUAUUAUCUUCUGCGUGGCAUGAUGCAACUCCGUCUGGGAAAUGAGGUCUAUACGGUCACCGCGGGUAGCCUCGUCUUCAUCCCGGCCGGCCUUGCCCACUGCAAUUGGAACGACGGCCCCGAAACCGAGACCCACCUCGAGAUGAUCAUACCAUCACCUUCGCCACUGGGGAAAAUCGCGUACUUGGUCGACAGCCCCGAGGAUGUACCACUGGAACUCCGAUCCACUCGCAAGGGUUAUGUCCGCCGCGCCGACCCUGCACAUUGUACAGAGCCACUGCCCGGCUUCCUGACCCUGCCAUUGGCGGACCCUUCCUCGGGAUCGACGCGUAGCGUCAUCUACUACGCCGAGGUCGCACCCGGCAAGGGGGGCCCUGGGACGCAUGUGCAUGAGUUCGACCAAUACUAUUUUGUGCUCGAAGGAGAGCUAACGAUCGAAGUCGCCCUGGAGAAACACGUGGUUGGCCCGGAAACACUCGUGAUUUUGCCAGCUGGUGUGCCUCACAGACAAUUCAAUGAUGGCAACGUUGCUGAAAAGCAUCUCUCCAUCCUGUCACCCGUGCCUGCUGAGGGUCGUCCUUGGGAUCGCGGCGUGACCUUGACCAUCACCGGUGAGGGUCAUUCUGGGGAUCUGAAUGCAGCUGGUAAAUUGGAAAACGAUAAGCCGGUGAGCACCGUGUGA
Molecule: messenger RNA, 846 nt
Organism: Penicillium paradoxum
Lineage: Eukaryota; Fungi; Ascomycota; Eurotiomycetes; Eurotiales; Aspergillaceae
Exons: 1
Coding region: 1-846 (281 amino acids)
Source: RefSeq, a predicted model, not a curated record